This is a messenger RNA of Sitophilus oryzae (rice weevil), 7970 nucleotides long. RefSeq lists its product as uncharacterized. Gene Ontology annotation, biological process: protein import into nucleus; RNA export from nucleus. The record is from RefSeq and is a predicted model, not a curated record. The coding region runs from base 281 to 5395 and encodes 1704 amino acids. NCBI's taxonomy places the organism in Eukaryota, Metazoa, Arthropoda, Insecta, Coleoptera, Curculionidae. Gene Ontology annotation, molecular function: structural constituent of nuclear pore. The transcript is spliced from 13 exons. Gene Ontology annotation, cellular component: nuclear pore inner ring.
AAUUUCAAACCAAAUCAGUUUAAUCACGUUUAAUCUUGUUUAUCUUUUUCUGUCUUGUUCUACAGCCAAACUAUUUUUCUAUGAUCUUGUUUAAACGAUUAUGGUUUAAAUUGUUUAAAUCUAUGGUUUAAACUAGGAACCAGAGAUAACGUUGUCUCCGCUAGGAACAGAGGUUAUGUUAUGUGUACGGCAUUUGUAAUCAAAAUUCAAAAAUAACAAUAUAAUAGUUUGUAUAAUUGUAUGAAAAAUAAGAUAAACAGGAAAAAACGCGUAAAAAAUAAUGUCUAGCAGCGACACAUUACCAGUUUGGGAAAAAUUCUAUCAAAUUGUCUCGAGAAGUAAUGAACACGUUACAGACGAAGUGAUAGACGAAACGCUAGAUAUUUGUCAGAAAAAAAUUGUCAAUGUUUUGUUGGAUUACAAGCCAUACACAAAAGAAAGUUUUGAAAAAUGGAAAAAAGAAAUAACAAUAGGAGAUGAUGAAAUGUCUUAUUUUAUAAAUCGAAUGAGUAAAGAGUUGGACUUAGAUGUUACAAUAGCUUGGUCAGUUAUAUGCAAUUAUCUUAUUUUUCGAUACUAUGGAAAAGUAGAUGAAUUGAAGUCAAUUAUACGAUAUGAAGCUAAUGUUAAAUCUUUCAUAGACCACAUCUGGUAUUUUUACACAUCUGACCGUAUGUUUUUAUUGAAAACCCUACGUUUUAUAUUUGAAAAGCUGUCGGAAAGAGAGCAUGUGUUUUUUGAAAAGUAUAACAAUUUUAUAAGCACUAUAGAUGUAAUGCAACUAUGGAAAAAUCUAGGAAGCACAUUUGAGAAUCUUUUAAAAGAAGUGGACAGAGAAAAAAGUAAUAGAGUUUCAAGUGAUAUUUUAACAAAAUGGGUACAAAGAAACAAUAGGGAACAAUCAGAAGUUCUUAUUUUGAUGAUUCAUGCUUUAAAUGUUUUACCUUUGGAUGGAGAGGAACUGGUAUAUACUUUAACAUUGUUUAUGAGACACGGCUUUGGUAGGCAUUCACUCUUUUAUGGUGCAGAGUCUUUGUCUAGAUCAAAAGACUUAAUUGAUAUUCAAAAUGCAGAAAUAGGUGUUAUAAUGAUUAUUAUUCAGAGAUAUUGGGGUAUUCAAAAAUACCAAAAACCUUUACCAAAACAGGUCGAAAGUGAUUUAGAACAGUACCAGAUGCAGUCAGAUAAUAGUGUCAUACUACUACUUUGGGUAGUUUUCAAAGCAUCUCUUUCAGACGAUCAUUUAGAAUAUUGUACAAAUGCUUUGGAGGCUCUGAUGGAGAGGAAGGUUUUUAAAAGUCUCAGUACUUUUCUAACGUUAGAUAUAUUUCAAAAUUGCACAGUAUAUGAAAUAGUAAUAGAGGCCGUUCAUAAAUUUUUCUGGGAACUCAUAAGAUUAUGUACUGAUUAUAGAUACAUUUAUGAACAGGAAGGAGUCGUUAAUAUACUAUGUGAAUUAUUUAAAAAGCCCCAUUUAGAUCCAUUAGAAAUUUAUUCACCAUUUUUUGAAAUUGCUGUUGAUAUGUUUCCUUUUAUUUUAAAUAACUUCUUAAACAUGGCAAAAUCAUUAGCUACCUCUGAAAAAUACUAUUUUAAGGUUUUAAAAUUACUGCGAAAUUUUCCUUCUUACUGUACUGAAUUGUUAUGGCCAUAUAUCUCAGAUGCAGUUUAUUCAGAUGAAGAAAAAGAUUUGUUUCUGGGAACUGAUAGAUUUAAAAUCCCAAAAGGCACUUUAACAGAGAGGUGUAACUGUUAUGGUGUAGAUAUGUUGAAGUUCUACUAUAAAUAUAACUAUUUUCAAGUUAUAGAGCAGUAUAUGAGAUCUCUAACUAUGUGGGUCAUAAACACCGGAGAAUACAAUAAAUUUAUCCUAAAUUGUGUGUUAAAAGCUUAUACUUUCUUAAGUUUUCUAAUUAAACAUUAUAGAGGAAAUUUUUGUGAUGAUCAAGAUAUCAGACCUUUGCUCAAGAGACUUGACUGUGUCCCGACAUAUUACAAUAAGGGCGGGUUUAGGAGCUACGAAUUUUUCUAUGUAUUUUUUGAAGUGAAGUGCAGCCUCUUCAUACAUCACAAUGUAAAUUUCCAAGAAGCUUUUCCACUAAUAGUGCGGAAAUCGAUGUUCCCUUCUAUAACAGAUUAUAAUCUCUCGCAAAGUGACCUUAAAAUAAUGCACACAUCUGAAGAUUCGAUUUUGUAUAGUUUUCUGAGAGAAGAAGAAAGAAAGAGAGAUCACAAAUUAUUAUUAAAAUAUACUGAAAUUGUUUUAGCUGUUUUAAAACAAAAAAUUAUGUACAAAGAAGUACUCUACGGUGCCUUGUGGUACGUACUAAAUGUUGUUUUUUUAACCCACCAACAAUGGAACUAUGAUGAAGCAGAUCAGUUUCAACAAGUUAAAAUAUUAAAUACAUGUACUAAGAUUUUUAUUACCGUUCUCCAAGAAAAUUACGAGGAUUUGCGGAACCAAGAUGAAAAAGCCUUAUUUCAUCUUGUCCGAGACUCGUUUCUUAACAACGAAUGCGUUAUCAGCAGCCUAUGCAGCGUUUUCGUCAAAGACAAAUUUUAUUUACAAAACUUGAUGCAUCAAGAAUCAAACUGGAUAGCCGGUUCAUCUUUGGUCGUUAUUGAUACAGUUAAGGCUGAACUAAUUUUACUGCAUCUCAUUUUCAAGUGCAGGAUCAAAAUGUCUGAUGUACCACACUGUAUUAUUGAUGGGAAAACACACACGCUUGCUAAGUCGGCUAGUUUAUAUUUUGUUAAUCCUUAUAACUGUACUUUGGUAGUACUGGCAGGCAAAUUUUUAGACGUUUUAGCGAUGAACGAUAAUAUUCCUUUAAUGUCUUCUCUUGGACUGGACUUGGAUCAAAUCCAAACACUAUUCUUGGAGCGUUUGAGAGAUCCUAUGGAGGAUGAUGAUGUUAAAAUAAACAUUUUAGAUCUUAUCAGCACCUGUAUUUUGCAUCAAACUGGCAUGACAGCUGCUUUUUUCAACAUUACUGCCGCUAAAAAAUGGUAUGAUAAUGAGAGCAAAUCGAAAAACAUUGAAAGAGAUACGGUUCCUAAUUUUAUGAUUGAUUAUCUAGAUAAUAUUGAAAAGUCAGUAGCUUAUUUAAAGAGCCCUUUACAAGUUGGUAUCUUGAGAGUGAUGGCUAUACUUUGGCAAAGCCAAAAACAGCACUUGGUUAAAGAAGUGACUGAGUUACCGCAUUUUUGGAGCUUGCUCUGUGCCCCUCUUUACAAAAAUUUCGAACAAGCUCCUUUGGUAUAUUAUUAUAUUAUUAAAAUACUCAGUAUUCAACUGAUGAAUAAGUCGGCGAGAGACGGAAAGGAAGAAUUAUUUUAUAAGGCCCUAGAAAAAUUUUUUUUGAACCAAAGACAGUUAAGAUUGUUUCAGCAGUAUUUGUAUAAGAUGUUUUCCAAACAAGAUAUGGAAAAGGAACAUCUGGAGUUUCGGAGGAUGCUUAUAGAGGCCUGGGCAGAACUACUAGUAAAUGUGGAGAAACAUAAGAAAAUUUCGCAUUUUCCUAGCAGUGAAUGUCGGUAUUUUUUUGUAGAAUUAUGUCUAGAUGGAGUUAGAAAUAAUUUGAUACAUGAGAACAUCCUUAGUACUUGGUUAGAGUUUGUUUUAGUCAUUGUAGAUAUGUUUGGUUUAAAAUUUGAACAGAGAUAUGAAGAGAUAUCAGAAAAAUCAAUCAAUUUUGCUAAAAUUAUCAACAUAUAUUACGAAAAUAUGUCAGUUAAAGACAAAGUAGUGUCACUCACUAUAAUUCUGAGAAUAAUUAAGGAAUUAAAGGCGAGAUAUGAUGCAAACCCAGAUGAGUUGGCGAAGCUCCUUGACGAAAUCGGUCCUUUAAUGGACACUGAACAUACUCUGUUAGAAGAAAAGAUUUUGACUAUGCUGAAAGAGUGCCAUCCUUCCGCCGCAGCUACCAUCGCCCCAUGGGCCAUGUUCAUUUCAAUAGCGAACUACAUCUUGACUUUAGAUAACUGCGAUUAUUUCACUGUCUGGUUCUCUAACAGAAAAUAUUUGGACAAAAUGAUUAAAUGCACUUGCGAUCUACUCACGUACAAGGAAUCUUUAAGUGCAGGCAAGGUUGCUCUGUAUAGUUUAACGUUAUAUGUUCAGUCUUCAUUGGCUUACGACUUUUUGAAAGUUAAUAUGCUGCAGUUUUAUGACAAAGUCGAACCAAUGGUAAACAAAUUACUCACGGGACAAUUUAGUAAAGUAAACGUUCUAGACCUAAAAGAAGCUUGGUUAUUGUUUACUCUUUUGAUAAAAUUCAACCAAGCCUUUAUCAAAAAAUUUAGGAAAAGUGCCUUAGACAUAUGCUACGCUUUUUUAACUUUAAACGAACAUAUUAUAAAACAUAUAAUUAAUAUACCUCAGAAUACUGUGGAUACGAACGCUUUGGAUUUAUUAAUGCAGACCUUAGUUUUUUACGACGAAAUUUUGGAGCACUGGAACAUAGAAUGGUACAGGAAAAGUAAUAAAACUUAUUCCCUCAUGAUUGAUGGCAUUCGCAGAGUGAUAAAUUGUUGCAUUUAUCUUUGUUUAAGACCGAAACAUAUAGUUUAUUAUUUCUUAGAUAAUUAUUACAGGUUGUUACCUCUAGAUAAAAUGGAGGAAAGUAACGAACUUAUGAUAGUAUCAAUGAAUAGACUGAUUGGAAUUUUAGGAUUGUCAUUUAAUUGUUUAUAUAAAUUAAACAUAAGUUUGCUAGAGAUGUUCGAUUUUUUGGAGCCUGAAGAAUCCAUUACCAUUCUCAUUGAGAAUGACUUCAGUGUCCCACGUUUCGAACUUCCAAUCCCUUGCGAAUUGACUUACGGGAAACUCCUUUGUUUGGCACACUUCCUUUGCAAGACCAUCAACCAGCUUAAGGAAAAACGACCCAAAAAAAUGAUUAAAGUCAAAGAGGAAAAAUAUAAAUACUAUAUAGGUUUGGUUGAACAUCAGGAUCCGAGCGAAAACAUACCGAAUGAAAAAUUAAGUUCGUUUUUAAGAUACCUUGCAGAAGAUUCGGGUUUAGUAGAUCCAUGGAUAAACCACCUGCAUCCUGACAAUGUACAAAAAACUGCAGAUGUAUUGAUGUUAUUUACAGCCCAACAAACGUUUUUAACAUUAAGGGUAUUGGAGCCUCAUCAGAUAAUGUAUUAUAAAAGGAACCUGUCGUCUGAAUUGCAAUUUUUCAAUGAGUUUGUGAAGAAGCAAACCUCCGAAUUGCUAGACAGUUCAAAAUUGACAUCGAAAAGUCAAGUGUCUCCCUACAAAGCUGAUAUGGACAUAAUAAAACGUUAUUUGCUUUAUCACUGGGAGCAUAAGAAACAGAAUGAUGUAUGUAACCAAAACUUUUUGUUGAUUAUUUCAUAUUGGUUUUCUAAUAUUUGUCAAAUUCAGUAGAUACUAAAAAUAAAGAGAUUUUUGUAAAUUAUUAAAAUAAAAUUGUUUUUUAGAAGCACAUUUUUUUUCCUUAAAAAUGUUGGAAAUAUUGGAAAUAAAAGUUUAAAUACUCUUAACUAUAUUUAGCCUCCUCAAUAUUAGAAUACAGUAACAUACUUACAUUGAUACUAAAAAAAAACAAAUUGAUUUUCACAUAAUUUAUACAUUUUAUAUUCAUAUAUUAGAAAGAAACAUCAUUGACUUGGUAAAUUGGAUAAUCUAAUAAGAAAAUUUAGUGAUUUACAAAAUAUAUAUUAUAUAUAAUAUAUUAACUAUAUAUUUUCUUAACAUAAAGAUUAAAACAGUAAGCGGUUUUUAUUGCAAAAAUUUCUAUUCUUACCGCUCAUUUUUGUGCAAAAGGCAUGUGCAGAAAUACAGCAGUUUUUUAGAUAAAUUGCAUAAAAUUGAAGUAAGAUUUUUUCAUCUAGACUUAAAACCUUUUUUAACAGUCAUAAAUACAUAUGUGAAUAUUUAAAAAAGCGAAAGUAUAUGGAAGUUUUUUUUUAAAUAUCCCAAGUGAAAAAAAACACUUAGUAUAUAUUGUAGAACUAAGGAAUAUAUGCUAAACAUCCAUAAACAUACUGUGAUUUUUUUUCCUACAUCAAAACAAAACUCUACAUUCUCUAAAUAGUAUUUAGUCUAAAAAUAUCUCAAUUUAAACCUAAAGUUUCACAAAUUAAUACAUAAAACUCUAAAGAAAAUUAUGGUCGAAUAAGCAUUUUAGCACUCAGUAGUAAUAGACAUUUAUUUCUCUUCUUAUUUAUAAAAUAUAUAAAUAAAUAAUAUAAUCCAUACCAAAAACGAAAAUAUUCUCUAAAAUUGGUGUGCCCUUUUUUAUAUCCACACAUACUACAGUAUAGUCAAAAAAUUAAUUUAUCGAAAGGAUUUAAUUUUCCUCAGCUAUGAAUAUUAAGUUUAGUCUUAAGUUUUUUUGACUGGUUUCUUUACUUGGGCAUUUUUCUGAUAAUGCAGCAAUUUUACUUGUGUCUAGCCCUAGCAGGCAACUAUUAAGCCCGACCAAUCACGUUAGAGUUUUUGACAAAAACCAAUGAUUUAACACACUCCAAAUAACCACGCUAACCAACCUGAUUGGUCAAGCUUAAUAGUUGCCUGCUAGGGCUGGACGCUUCUGCAAUUUUUGACUAUACCUUCUUUAUUUCAAUUAUAUAUAAGUAAAACUGUAGGAUGUGUUUAUUUCAUAAGUGGUAAAUUUCACAGAUAGCUAAACAUUUAUACAAUGCAAAAAGGUGUACUAUUAAAUGUAAUUAGUUUUUUUACAUUACCCUACAAAUAUACUGUAAACUGUCCGUAAGAUAAAAUAAAAAAAUAAACCCACUAAUGAUAGUCGUCGCACUGGGAAAACAUUAGUUUAAGUUUUCAAACACUAUAAGCAAUACAGUAAAAUCGCAGUUAACUUUACUUCUCCAUAAUGCUUCUAAUGUAUAGAGUCCACUAAAGGUGUCUAUAUAAUGAAAGCCAUCCAUGUUUUAUUAGAAAAAUCUUUUUUUUUUGUAAAAUAUUACUCAAAGAUUUUUUUAAAUAGGCAGUAUAAUACAUUUGAUAUAAUUAAAGGAUGGGGUGAUAUGGUAUUAUGAAAAUAAAUAUAGUAGCGCUUUAUGGAGAAAAUUUCACUGAGUAAAACUUCAAGGUUUUUCUAUGCACGUACUGAAGAGGAGAAAACAAAAUGUUUUUUGGUCAAAAUAUAUACCAUGACUUGGGGAGUCUGAGCGUCUUAAAACUGAGAAAUUUUCUUCAUUUAAGUAAUCCUUUGAAAAAAGGAGAAAAAACUCCAUAUUUUUAUACAGUUUCGUGUAGAACUCGCUAAAUCUCUGUAAGGGUUUAUUACUUUUUUUAUUGAUUUGCUUCCUGCUUCAGUAUGUGUAUAGGCCAAAAAUUGUCAAUUUUCCUUCCUUCUGGGAAAUUUUAACGUUUAUAAAUGCAUAUACCUAGUACAGGGUUACAGAAACUAUCACGUUAACUCCUAUUCCUACUAUAAUCAAAAAUGAAGGUAAAUCCUUCACAAACUAUUUAAUGGGGAAACAAGUAGCACUAUCAUAAAUGACAAGUUUAUCAUAUAAAAGUUAACUAUAUUUUUCAACAACCCUGUAUAUCAGCAAAAACAUUACCUUUAAAUGUCGAACAUUUUCUUUUUAUUUAAUAUUAAACUAGCCACUUUUACGGAACUAUAUGAAUAUGAACAUGUUUUUGAAAAAACUACAGGCAUCUACUUAAUACCAAUGCAUUUUAUUAUUAAACAUUCUAAUUUACAAAAAACGGGCGAAUAUUUCUAGCAAAUUUGAAUUGUUGUCUAUCAAAUUUAUUGGCUUUGAGCAAAAACACCAAAUAUCAACAAAGAAAUGUAAAAUAACAUUUACUUUAUCACUAGAGGACUAGAGUCCAGUUUAUCUGAUUCUAAAGCCAUUCUUCUUAUGUUUUGAAUAACACUAAUUGCCAAAUAUACAUCAAAAAUUAGAAAAAGGAUAAACUGGAUUUCAAAAGUGUCAUAUAUAUGUCGAUUAUUAAUUAUAUAAUUUUU